AGGAGCGACCUGCACUAAUAAAGCUCCCGGCCUGGCUUCUCUGCAUCUACCUUUCUCCGUCUUCCCCUCUGCCUUGCACAUCGCCACAAGGCAGAGAGGAAGGGAGGACGAAAGAAAGGAAGGGAGGGAGGAGUCCUGGGACCCCCCCUGCAACCCCCGCAAUGUCUGCCUUUCAGGACUUUGGGUACCUCUCGGAGCGCCGGAGGGCGGAGAGGCAGCAGAGGAGGCGGAAGCUCCUCAUGAUUGCCGGCGCGACCGUGUCCGUCGUGCUGAUCCUUGCGGUCGUCGGCGCCACCGCAUUUGUCUACUAUUCCAAGCAACCCAACCGGUCGACCACGACUACUACUGCUACUUCUUCUUCCAGCGGCUCUUCCUCCACUAAGGGGUCUCGCGCCUCAUCGGCCGUUCAGGUGAUAUGUUCACCGACUGACUACAGGAGCGCCUGCGAGUCGAGCCUGACGACGUACGCCAACUCCAGCUCGUCGCCCAAGGACCUCGUCAGGGCCGCCGUCUCCAGUCUCGUCGACGAGGUAGGCAAGGCCUUCAACCGGGUGGAUUCGAUCGAGUCCGACGACCCGGAGGUGAAGAGUGCAGUCGAUUCCUGCAAGGAGAUGCACCAGUACGCCGUGGAUGAGCUAGCGCGCACGUUGGGCACCAUCGAUGCACACAACCUGAACCAGCUUCCCAAGCAAGUCCAUGAGCUGAAGAAUUGGCUGAGCGCUGUCUCCGCAUACCAGCAGACGUGCAUCGACGGAUUCCCUGAUGGGGAAAUGAAAUCCAAGAUGCAGACUGCCAUGAACACGGCCAAGCAGUUGACGAGCAACGCUCUGGCCGUCGUCGGAAGCUUGCACUCCUUCCUGUCUCUCCACAUCCCUGGCCUCAAUCGCCGUCUCCUUGCGGCAAAGCCUGAACCGGCCUUUCGUGAAGACGGUGUUCCUUCGUGGGUUUCCGAUAGCGACCAUAGGAUUCUCCUGGGACGUGCGGCCAAGCAAUUAACGCCCAAUGUCACGGUCGCUAAGGAUGGAAGUGGAGAUUUCACCACCAUCUCCGAUGCACUUGCUAAAAUCCCAAUGAAAUAUGAAGGAAGGUAUGUAAUAUACGUCAAGGCGGGAGUGUACGAGGAGCAGGUGGUGGUCGAUAAGAACAUGAUAAACGUCACUAUGUAUGGUGAUGGUUCAAGGAAGACGAUUGUUACGGGAAGCAAGAACUUCGUUGACGGCACGAAAACCUUCCAAAGUGCAACAUUUGCUGCGAUCGGGGAUGGGUUCAUGGCCGUGGCCAUCGGGUUCCAGAACACGGCGGGCGCCAUCAAGCACCAGGCGGUGGCCCUCCGCGUCCAGUCCGACCGCGCCAUCUUCCUCAACUGCCGCAUGGAGGCCUACCAGGACACGCUCUACACCCACUCCCACCGCCAGUUCUACCGCGGCUGCCUCAUCCUCGGCACCGUCGACUUCAUCUUCGGCGACGCCGCCGCCGUGUUCCAGAACUGCAUCUUGACCGUCCGCCGCCCCCUCGACAACCAGCAGAACAUCGUCCUCGCCCAGGGCCGCGACAUCCGCCACGAGUCCACCGGCUACGUCAUCCACAACUGCCGCAUCGUCCCCGACGACAGCCUCGUCCCGGACGUCGCCAAGAUUUCCAGCUACCUCGGCCGCCCCUGGAAGGAGUUCUCCCACACCGUCAUCAUGGAGUCCGAUAUCGGUGACUUCAUCAGCCCCGACGGCUACAUGCCAUGGGAAGGCGACUUCGCCUUGAAGACAUUGUCCUACAAAGAGUACAACAACAAGGGUGGCGGCGCCGACACUUCCAAGCGGGUCAAGUGGCCGGGCGUCAAGGUCAUCAGCCGGGAUGAGGCCAAUACCUACACCACCCAAGCGUUCAUUCAGGGAGAUGAUUGGAUCACAAAAACAAACACCCCUGUUCGCUUGGGUCUCUUCGGUCAAUAAUCACAUAAAACAACUCUACGUUGCACCGCAUUUUAUGGUAUUUUUUUGAGAGAAGAUACGGAACAUGAUCAUUAUGCGAUGGGGAUAUGUAACGGAGCAUCUGCAUGAUCGUAUGUAUCGUUCGUUUCUUCUGCA
Molecule: messenger RNA, 2081 nt
Organism: Musa acuminata AAA Group (dessert banana)
Lineage: Eukaryota; Viridiplantae; Streptophyta; Magnoliopsida; Zingiberales; Musaceae
Product: pectinesterase-like
Exons: 3
Coding region: 162-1946 (594 amino acids)
Biological process (GO): cell wall modification
Molecular function (GO): pectinesterase inhibitor activity; pectinesterase activity
Source: RefSeq, a predicted model, not a curated record